AUGGCGGACGCAGCGCAGAUUGACGAGGCGUUAAAGCAGUUGACGGCGAUCCAAGACGAACUAGACAAGGUCAAUGAAGAGGCGAGCGACAAGGUGUUGGAAGUAGAACAGAAGUACAACAAGCUAAAGCGGCCCAUUUACGAGCGACGCCAGCAAGUAGUAUCGGAAGUUAACGACUUCUGGAUGACAGUGCUUCUCAAUCACGGUCUUCUUCACGCGUUUUUCACAGAAGAGGACAGACAGGUGUUGGAGUAUCUGAGGGGGUUAGACGUGGAGGACUAUAAAGACAUCAAGUUGGGUUACAGCAUCACCUUCACAUUCGCGGAGAACCCAUACUUUUCGAAUAAGGAGCUGACCAAGAGCUACAAAUACACGGAGGAGGGCACUGCCAACGUGGAGGGCACCAAGAUCGAGUGGGAGGAGGGCAUGGACCUGACGGCACCAAAGCCGAAGCAGGACAAGGCAGGCAAGAAGAGACAACUGGAGGAGCAGGAGAGCUUCUUCAAGUGGUUUGAAGUGGACGAAGCCACCCAGGGCACCUCACCACCCGAUGAUGUGAGUCAGAGCGGUGGGAGGGGGGGGAUCAUGUCAGUCAGAGCGGUGGGAGGGGGGGGAUCAUGUCAGUCAGAGCGGUGGGAGGGGGGGGAUCAUGUCAGUCAGAGCGGUGGGAGAGGGGGGAUCAUGUCAAGCGGUGGGAGGGGGGAUGAUGUGAGUCAGAGCGGUGGGAGGGGGGAUGAUGUGAGUCAGAGCGGUGGGAGGGGGGAUGAUGUGAGUCAGAGCGGUGGGAGGGGGGAUGAUGUGAGUCAGAGCGGUGGGAGGGGGGAUGAUGUGAGUCAGAGCGGUGGGAGGGGGGAUGAUGUGAGUCAGAGCGGUGGGAGGGGGGAUGAUGUCAGUCAGAGCGGUGGGAGGGGGGGGAUCAUGUCAGUCAGAGCGGUGGGAGGGGGGAUCAUAUGA
Molecule: messenger RNA, 954 nt
Organism: Closterium sp. Naga37s-1
Lineage: Eukaryota; Viridiplantae; Streptophyta; Zygnematophyceae; Desmidiales; Closteriaceae
Source: the annotation of a GenBank genome assembly